AAGAAAAGGAGAGGAGGUGGAGGAAAAGGUGGGAAAGAAGGAGAAAAGAAAAUCGGUGAGAAGUAGUCUCAAUGAGGCAGUAGGAUUUCGUCAUUUGCGUUAGUUGGUUCGAGAAAUACUAUUCGUUUUCUGUCAUUCAAUAUAAGUCCUACACGUCUUUUCUCUGUGUUGUCAUCUUAUUCGUAUUCGUAUUUAUCUUUCUUCUUUUAGUAUAUUGCCAAUAACAGAGGCUCGUUGCUACUUUUUUACAUGACAUAAUUGGUAUUUAAAAAAAAAGAAAUAGAAAAGAAGAGUUUUGGUUAUUUAUUCGUUAGUAUCGUCUCACACGGUUUUCACUUUACAACUUUCUACCCGAUUGCGUUUAUCGGUCCUCCUACUUCUUCGUAAUUUUUUUCCCCCCCUCGAGAUAGUUCCCCUUGUCUUUCUCGACGAAAGUAAGAGUUUGAACGAAAGUAGAGUCUCUACAAGUAGGUCCGGUUACACGUUCUAACUUUUCACGGACAUUUUUAUUCGAUACUAUUAAAACUAAAUGUACUGUUUGAACAGAACAAAAUUACAAUUUCUUUUCACUUGUUAAAUUUGAAAGAAAGAUAGAUUCAUCAUUAUAAAGUUUUGUUACUAUUUUGUUUUUUUUUCUUUUUCUUAAUUUAAAAAAAAAAAUAAAAAGUGGUAAAAAGAAACACAUAAAAGAGGAAAAAGAAUGAGGAAAGAUACAAAAAUUGAAGCUUCUCUCGGUCCUUUCUUUGAGAAGCAAACAUCAUCAUUGUCAUCUUCGUCGACAGUAACUGAGGGCGAAACAGAUUUGGAUAUUGCGAGAAAGGGAAUUGAUAAAAAAAGGAACAAAGAAGACAAAAUGUUAUCAAAACUCUUUGAAAAACAUGGCAGAUUUUGUGCUAGUCAUCCAUUAGAAGUGAUCGUAACAACUCUCACCGUUACUGCUUGUAUGGUAAAUAUGGGUACUUCGAAUGGACAAACUCGUAAUCCAGGUGUAUUACCUGUAUCAUUGAAUUGUCGGCAUAGUCGGUGUAAUCUUGAUGAUACAAGCGCUGCUGAUAUUAUAAUUAUGACUAUAAUACGAUGUCUCGCAAUUCUAUUUACGUAUCAUCAAUUUCGACAUCUCAAAAAACUUGGUUCGAAAUAUAUAUUAGGUAUUGGCGGGUUGUUUACAGUUGUUUCAAGCAUAAUAUUUACAUCGAUUGUCGUAAAUUUCAGUAACAUCUUCGAUUUAAAGGAUGCAUUCUUCUUUUUUCUUCUUUUAAUGGAUCUUUCGAAAGCUUCUGUCUUAGCACAGUUAGCUUUAAGUUCUAGAAAUCAAGAAGAAGUACGUGAUAAUAUUGCUCAUGGAAUGUCUCUUUUGGGUCCAACUAUAACAUUAGAUACUAUAGUUGAAACACUUCUUAUUGGAAUAGGUUCAUUAUCAGGCGUUAAACGUCUGGAAUUACUCUGCAGUUUCGCGUGUCUUGGUGCAAUAGUAAAUUAUUUAGUGUUUUUGACAUUAUAUCCUGCUUGCUUAUCACUUUUUCUCGAGCUUUCUCGAGGAAAUAACAAUAAGGGUCCAUUAAGUGCAGAUAAAAUUUUUAUGAUAUAUUCUUUCAACGAAGAGGAACAAAAAUCAAAUCCUGUGAUAGAACGUGUCAAACUUAUUAUGAUUGCUGGUUUAUUCGUGGUUCAUGCAAACAGCCGUUGGCCAUUUAAAAAUGAUGGAAAUAAGCAUACAGUGGAAAGUUCAGUAUCAACUAAUUCACAUAUUGUAGUAAAUGCAUAUAACGAAACGGAAAAAAAUUCAGAAAUAGAAGAAUAUUUAAUGAAUUGGAUAUCAGUUAGUGCGGACAAUAUUGUUAUAUUGAUCCUGCUAUUGGCACUGUCUAUAAAAAUUAUUUUCUUCGAAGAUAAAGAAGAUAUAGCGAGACAGUUGAGAUUUCAAGAAGAUACACAAAACAUCAUCGAAUCGGAAAGUACUGAAAAGAUGAAUGUUUCGUUAAAACAAAGAUUCGGAGUGACAAUGUCUAUCCAACGACCAGUUUUUCCAUUAUCUGAAAUAAAUGGAGAUUGGAUAGAAAUGAAAAAUGAACAUAACGUAGAACUUGUUGAUAAAGAAGUACAAGUCGAUGAAAAAGAAAGUUCAAUAGAUUCAUCAAAUAAUACGGACCUACUGCAUGGAUCUGUUGAACCGAGAAAUCUGGAAGAGUGUCUUGAAAUAUAUCGAUCCGAGCUUGGAGCAAGUGCACUGACAGAUACUGAAAUAAUGAAAUUAGUAGAACAUAAAUAUAUACCUGCAUAUCAAUUGGAAAAAGCUGUUGGAAAUAUGGAAAGAGGCGUCGGCAUCAGACGGCUCUUAUUAGGCGCCAGUGGAAAUGUUACCGAUUAUUUACUAGAAUUACCAUAUAAAAAUUAUGAUUAUACUAAAGUAUUAGGAUCUUGUUGUGAAAAUGUUAUUGGCUAUAUUCCUAUUCCCAUUGGCGUUGCUGGACCUUUACUGAUUGAUGGAGAAUAUUUCCAUAUUCCUAUGGCUACGACUGAAGGAUGUUUAGUGGCAUCUACUAAUCGUGGUAGUAGAGCAUUAUUGAAAUGUGGAGUUACAAGUCGUAUAGUAGCAGAUGGUAUGACGAGAGGACCUGUCGUCCGAUUUCCAAACAUUGUAAGAGCUAGCGAAGCUAUGGCAUGGAUGCAAAAACAAGAAAAUUUUCAAGAAAUGAAAAUUAGUUUUGAUCAAACUAGUAGAUUUGCUAGAUUGAUCAAAAUCCAUGCACGUAUUGCUGGCAGGUAUUUGUUUAUUCGCUUUGUAGCUAAAACAGGCGACGCCAUGGGAAUGAAUAUGCUCUCAAAAGGAACAGAAAAAUCGCUGCAAACUCUUCAAACAUAUUUUCCCGAUAUGGAAGUAUUAUCACUUAGUGGUAAUUUCUGUACAGAUAAAAAGCCAGCAGCUGUAAAUUGGAUCGAAGGUAGAGGUAAAAGUGUAGUGUGUGAAGCGGUAGUGCCAUCAGAAAUUGUGAAAAGUGUAUUAAAGACAUCUGUUCAUGCAUUAGUUGAUGUCAACAUAAGCAAAAAUAUGAUAGGAUCAGCAAUAGCAGGUAGCGUAGGUGGAUUCAAUGCUCAUGCUGCGAACAUAGUGACUGCCAUUUUUAUAGCCACUGGACAAGAUCCUGCACAGAACGUCGGUAGUAGCAAUUGUAUAACAUUAAUGGAACCUUGGGGACCAGAUGGUACAGACUUAUGUGUCUCUUGCACAAUGCCAAGUAUCGAGAUUGGUACUAUUGGCGGCGGGACUGGACUUCCCGCACAAAGUGCGUGUUUAGCUAUGUUAGGUGUGAAAGGAGCCAAUAUGGAAGAACCUGGUGAAAAUGCUAGUAAAUUAGCAAGGAUAGUUUGUGCUACAGUGCUUGCAGGAGAAUUAUCUCUAAUGGCCGCUCUAACAGCUGGACAUUUAGUCAAAAGUCAUCUUAGGCAUAAUAGAUCAUCGACCACGGUAAGCAACCCUAUAAGCAUUGUGCAAAGUGACAAAGAUAAAAAAUUAUCUGUUCCAAGUAUAUCAUUACCUUCACCAAAACAAUGUUCAGAAUAUUAACAUAAGUAUAAGUAUUAUUUUUAAUGCGAUUAUGAAAAACUAAACGAUACUUUUCAGGCUGCCUUUAUGAUUUUUUGUGGGUUUCUAAAAAACACGCUAUUAAAAAAUAGAAAAUAAUUCUUCCACACAUUUCUUAUUAAAUAUAUAAACAUAACAAUAGAAAUUUCAA
Polistes dominula (European paper wasp) is the source of this 3734-nucleotide messenger RNA. It is a transcript of the gene Hmgcr, whose product is annotated as HMG coenzyme A reductase. Gene Ontology annotation, biological process: coenzyme A metabolic process; isoprenoid biosynthetic process; sterol biosynthetic process. Lineage: Eukaryota; Metazoa; Arthropoda; Insecta; Hymenoptera; Vespidae. The record is from RefSeq and is a predicted model, not a curated record. Gene Ontology annotation, molecular function: hydroxymethylglutaryl-CoA reductase (NADPH) activity; protein binding; NADP binding. Gene Ontology annotation, cellular component: peroxisomal membrane; endoplasmic reticulum membrane.